Messenger RNA from Pipra filicauda (Wire-tailed manakin), 2580 nucleotides. RefSeq names its product lecithin retinol acyltransferase (gene LRAT). The transcript is spliced from 2 exons. The coding region runs from base 89 to 787 and encodes 232 amino acids. Gene Ontology annotation, biological process: retinol metabolic process. Lineage: Eukaryota; Metazoa; Chordata; Aves; Passeriformes; Pipridae. Gene Ontology annotation, molecular function: phosphatidylcholine-retinol O-acyltransferase activity. The record is from RefSeq and is a predicted model, not a curated record.
CAGCCGGUGGGCCGGCCCCGGUGCCUGCCCCGCCCCACCGGGAGCCUAGAAAAGCGGAGCCGGGCGCCGAGGGCUUUGCCAGCCGACCAUGAAGAACCCGGUGCAGCAAGCAGCGUCGCUGCUGCUGGAGAAGCUUAUGAUGCUCCUCGUCCACGUCCGGCCCUUGCUCGCGGGCUCCGGCGGGGAGACAACGCCACCGCCCCCCGGCGACUACGACACCAGCUGCUUCAAGCGGGGCGACCUUCUGGAGGUGCCCCGCACCCUCUUUAUUCACUUCGGCAUCUACCUGGGCGAGAACCGCGUCGCCCACUUGAUGCCCGACAUCCUGCCCUCCUUCACCGACGACCUCCGGCAGAUCCAGCAGGUGGUGACCAACAAGCGGCUUAUCCUGGGUGUCAUCGCCAGGACGGCCAGCGUCCGCGUGGACACGGUGGAGAACUUCGCCUACGGCGGCAGCAUCCUGGUCAACCACAUGGACCGGCUCUUCGAGGACCAGGUGCUGGGCAGCGAGGAGGCGGCGCGCCGGGCGGAGAAGCUGAUGGGCACCACGGCCUACAGCCUGCUCUGGAACAACUGCGAGCACUUCGUCACCUACUGCCGAUACGGAGCCCCGGUCAGCUUUCAGACCGACAAGUUCUGUGAGACUGUGAAGAUGAUUAUUCGGGACCAGAGGAGCGUGCUCGCGUCAGUGCUUGUGGGACUAGCGUCAAUAGUCUGCCUAGGUUUGGCACCCUCCACCACGCUCCCCACUAUCUUUAUUCCCUUCUUCCUGUGGAUGGCUGGCUGACAGCCUUCCUGGAGGUGUGCAACUGGCAUCUGUAUAUAGGAUGUAUACUACUGUAUUUAUGAAAGCACAGAUUACUCAUCGAUGUCGUGUAAAGUUUCUUAACCUUGUGCACCAUUUUAAAAUACAACUCUGUCUAGAACACAGUGCACAAGGCAUAGCUUACUGUGUAAGCCAAGUAACAGAUUUCCUGAAAAUCUUGGUAUAUUUUAACACACCUUUAAAUCGUGAAAAAAAGUAGGUUUGCAAUGCAGUUCUGUUCCUUGUCUUUAGCCAUAAGUGAUUCUGACUACAUCCUUCAGAUUCUUCAAUUUCUUAGCUGCAUACCUGGGUGCCAUAACUAUUAACAAAAAUGGAUGAUGGAGUUCCACAAAGUGAUGGAAAUGGGAAACAAGCUGCUUACCUCUUUCUUUUAUAAAUAUAGUAUAUAUUCAGAAGUUACUGUGUCCAUUCUUAAAAUACUCUUUAGUGGAAAUGCAAGUAAGUAAACUGACUCUUUUUGAUAGCAAAGAAGGAAAACCAACCCCUGUGCUGCAGGAGCACAUCUGGCUAGACUGGCUAAAGUAAUUUCCCUUCUGAGAAAUGUUCACAAAUCUGUCAGUUGUAUUAAUUGUGUAAAUGCUUGCUACAGUAUUGAACAACUUUUUAAUUGGGUUAGUGGUAAGGAAAGAUGGCAACUCCUUGCCAAUUUCCUUGCUACUGAUAGUGGCUAGUAUGGCUAAUAUAAAUGGCGACAGAGGGAUUUAGGAGAUACAGGAAGAAACUGUCUUGCCAUAUGACAGCUAGUGACCUACAGAUGUUGGACAUUCCCAGUGUUCCAGAAAACAUGGCAGUGAGGAGGAGGACAGACACCAAUUUAAUUCCUGCCUUCCCUCAGCAGUGGAACCUGUGUGAGUGCCAUGAAGUAUCAGGGAUUAUCAGAGCAGUUUCUGUGGUGGCUAUAUUGUGAUUUUGUAUAUUGCCUUAAAACAAGAUGCUUCUCAGUAAAAGAUAACGUGUCUUUCUAUACUCAUUUCUUGUGAGUAAGUAUUCACUUGCAAGCCAACAGAUGGUGCUAAAAAUGUUUCAUCUUCAGUGUUGUGGCUUUUUGGUUUAUCAAGAAUGUGUAAAGUUGGAUUUGAAAUCAAGUUCAUGUAGCCAAUUGUUUAAAUGCCAAAAACCUUUGCUAUUUUUUUUUCUUAACAAGGUCUUUUAUGUAUGCAGAGAAAUUGUUCAGCUCCUGGAAUGUCUUGUGUGCAUACAUGCACUUACUUGUUCACACACUGUGCUUUCCUUCCUUUCUUGUCAAGAGCCAAUACAACAGUGUCUUGACCAAGGACUGAACUUCAGAUAUACUUGUUUCUCUAAAUGGUGUGCAGUGUCCUGUUAUCAGCUCUGUUACUGAAAUGGCCACUACCCAAAUUUUUACAGAGACUCAUUUUAACUGUGCUAUAAACCCCCUCCUCCUCCCCCUAGACCUUACAGAUGCUUGAAGAUUAUAUUUUUGAAAUGUGAGUCUACUUGGCUACUCUCUAAUCGUUGUCUUCUGGCUACUUCACUAUAAGCGACAAAGAAUGUAAAGACUGGGGUGAAAUUCCAGCUCAUAGGAAACAGCAGCAUGACUGCUGCUGCCAUCAAGCGAGAGGGGAUUUCAGCCCAGCUUUCAGUACAUGUUCAUUCUGCAGCCCAGCUCCAAGCAGCUGGAUAUCAAUUACUGCUGGAUCCUUGUAAACAACUUCUGUUCUGCUUUCAAAGAUUACAAUGCUCAGUGUAACUGUUUCUGGUAAACUUUUGAAAUUAAGGUGUUUUUUAAUUAA